Messenger RNA from Knipowitschia caucasica, 300 nucleotides. NCBI's taxonomy places the organism in Eukaryota, Metazoa, Chordata, Actinopteri, Gobiiformes, Gobiidae. The record is from the annotation of a GenBank genome assembly.
AUGCUUUCUGCAGCACAAGGUCAGUGGCCGGUCCAGAGAGUCUGCUUCUGCUCCCAAAACCUGAUCCAACGGCACAAAUCUUUAGGAGCAAUUCCUCUAGAAGCAAAGUGUUUUGAGGAAAAUCCCCCGAACUGUUCCAUCCACGCAUUCAAGAUCCAAGGGUUAAAGAAUACAAAUAAGAAACUAUGCUUCAAACCUGAAGCUUCACAGAUACGUACAUUUACCAAAACUCAUGCCCAUCUGAGUCUCUGUGGUUUCACUGAAGUCCAAAGUGCCGGGAUUGUGACUCACACCAUGUGA